UUUUUUAAAAAUCCCAGAAAAAUCCCCUGCCCAGGGUUUCCCCCCAGUGGUCGUGUCAUAGCAGACACAGAACAGUCUGCACAGAUGUUAUGACUGUGUACUGCUGUGUUUCUAACUGCCGCCCUACAUACAGUGUUUCUAACUGCCUCGUAGACAGGGUGUUUCUUCAGACAAUCAGGAUUUCUUUGCUGAGAAAGCGCUGAAGCUUGAGUGAGAGGACAGCUUGAAGAUGUCCUUUGCCGGUGAUAAACUGUAUAAUGACUACAUCCGGAAGAACAUGGGAACGUUCAACUCCACGGUGAAAGUGACGGAGAUCAUGCCCCAUCUGCCCUGCCUCACUCAGUCAGACAGGGAUGAGAUAGGGGCCAAGAGGGAACAGAAGGGGAACUACAAUGCUAUGCAGCUGUUGGUGGACUGCCUGAAGAGGAGGGAGAACUGGUCUGAGGAGUUAAUCUCAGCGCUCAGGGCAUGUGAGCACUAUGCCCUGGCCCAGGUGGUCCAAGAUAAAUACAACUCUUUCUUAGUCAAUCCCAAAUCUCCCUCUCCUGCAACAACGGUAGUCAAGGCCCAUGUCCACCCAGCACCAACCCCUAAUCCGUCCCUGCCCAUUCCAGAGAGCUCUGAUGACUCUGCAUCAGCGUCUCCAGCACAGCCAGCACCUCUUGCCGAGCCAGCCCCUCAGCCCUCCCCUCCACUCAUGGCUGCUGUAGACCCACCACCAGCCCCUCAGCCCUCCCCUCCACUCAUGGCUGCUGUAGACCCACCACCAGCCCCUCAGCCCUCCCCUCCACUCAUGGCUGCUGUAGACCCACCACCAGCCCCUCAGCCCUCCCCUCCACUCAUGGCUGCUGUAGACCCACCACCAGCCCCUCAGCCCUCCCCUCCACUCAUGGCUGCUGUAGACCCACCACCAGCCCCCCUGCCCUCCCCUCCUCUCAGGGUGGACCCAGCCCCCCUGCCCUCCCCUCCUCUCAGGGUGGACCCAGCCCCCCUGCCCUCCCCUCCUCUCAGGGUGGACCCAGCCCCCCUGCCCUCCCCUCCUCUCAGGGUGGACCCAGUCCCACUGCCCUCCACUCCUCUCAGGGCUGUGGAUCCUCACCUGGAAGUUGCACCAGCAAGCCCAGAGAGUCCUCAGCAGCAGGCGCAGAGCAGUGUAGCCCCUAGCGAUCCCAAACCUCCUCCACCUGCAACCCCCGUAACCAUUGAGAUUCCACCCCAAAGAGCACCCUCUCCUCCAGUCGCAGUCCUGCAGGAAGUCCCCACUGAUGACACACUAACCUCACGCGAUGACAGUGCACUGGCCAGCCAGGUGGCAGGAUUUGACCUUGGGUUGACCUCUGAAGCUGUUCGCCCCACUGAUACACCCGCGUCCUCCCAGGCUGACCAAAUCCCAACAGCCCCUGUGGAAGCCAGCCAAUCACAAAGGACUCCUCCAGGCCAGACAGACUCAUCGUCCACCACCGAACCUUCUCCAUCCCUGGCCAUCUCAUCCCUGGAUCAGAUGAAACUCCCGGUCCAGGACACCGCGCCCCUGAGCCCGGUUGUGCUCUUCCCGGCCCAGCAGCCAGUGGAGGACUCUGAUCCCACCAUACAGGUCACGAGUGAUUAUGAACAGGCAGAGGCUCCCCAACCCCUGUCCCAGCCUGUCUCUGAACCCACAGUCGCCCCCUGCUGGUCACCAGUGGAUGGUGCAGAUGGGCCAGUCUCCACCCUCAGUGAUGAGUACUUCAGCAAGCCUGCGCCUCUCCUGAGCACCCCCCGUUACCCUGACAGCCCCGCUACAAAUAACUCCAUCCCAGAGGCGCCCUACUCCUUGAACUCCGGAUGUCUGGAAAUAAGUGGCUCAGUUCCAGGCCUUGACCCUGAGUCUGCUGCCAGAGCUCCUACAGUCUGCUCUACUGUGACAUCUGACCCUGAGGUGGCUGCAAACCCAGGACCAUGUCAGCAGAAUGGAGUUCUCGAGGAGGACACAUCCGUGUUCCAUAAUGAACCUGAGGAGAACCACUUUGAGUCCAACUGCCAAAGCUCUUUAGGGGAUCAGGAAGUUCUAACCAACCUGGUCCAUGUUUAUGAGGAACCAUCUGUCCUGAACCAUGAAGGCCAAACCCAGAGCAUGAUGGGUAAUGCUGUAAGUUCAUUUGAAGAUCCACCUGUUAAGAAUAAUGACAGACAAUCCCAGAUUAUACUCGGAGAUGGCAUCCCUGAGUCUGAUGACCUAAAUGAGAGCGUCCAGAGCAACGCUGCCUGCAUUGCUGACGACUCAAAAAGUCAAAUCCUCAACGGCCAAGCAACAAAGGAGCUUAUUUCUGAUCCUCCCGUCAGCGAUGUCACUAUAUCUGUCAUCGCGGCCUCCUCCAGUGAAGACAGCCAGAACUCUGAGCUGGAGGAGGCCUUGCUGAAGCAGGAGACCCAGUGGCAGGAACCACAGGAGGGGGGAACCAUUCCACUAAAGAACCCAACUAACCCAAAGAACCAGAAGAACUAUUAUCUCCUGACGGCGGCAGCUGUGGGGGUCUCGGCUCUCUUUGUAGCAUGGAGGCUGAGGAAUUAAACAUGUCUUAGGAAAGAUGGAGUUUGUACUUUGAAAGAGCGUUGGCACUGUGCCUUACUGUAAGGACUGGAGCAUAAAGGUGAAGCGUUUUUCCGAGAUGAUGCAAAUGCUUAAUCUUUAACUGACAUCAAACAACAGGAAGCCUGCCUUGUUCAGAACUUAGAAUCAAGGAAUAGUUAGAAACUUUCCAAAUGCUCGUGUACAGAGUCCAAACGCAGCACUCUGCUAAAUCAAAGUGUGUAUUUACAUGCUUCACAGAUUGUAUUUCUAGAGCUUGUUGAGAGGGUUAUCUGAGGCCAGUUGUGUGUCCAGGGUUAAGGGUUUGCACCCUUCUGAUAGCGCUAUUUAUUCACACACUUGAGUGAUGUAAACUGCUGUCGCUUACUUUGGAGAAAAGGGACUAUGCUGAUACCAAGUUGUUUUGGAUCUGCUGCUAGGAUGCUGUCACAUUAUUCUACUACCUGCCAAUAAUUUGACUUCUCUUUCAAUUAUUUUAAUGUUAAUCACAAUUCGUUACAGCCAUAUUAUCUUUAUUAUUAUUUAUUUGUAGUUUAUUGAACAAGGCAAGACAUGGUAUGAAAGAUUUAUUGGAACACCCUGUUAUGUAGAGAUGUAUUGUCAUCUCAAAUGAUAGUGCAGCAUUAACAUACAUUUGUAUUAUUAUUAAUAUACUGUAUACUGUACUUUAUACUAUACUGUACACUAUGCAUUCUACUUUUAUUUGAGAUAUAUGUCUUUGUAAAUUUGUAUUUUAUUGUCAUUACUAUAGAGAUAAGAUUAUAUUCUUUAUUUUAAAAAAUCAAUUUGGAUUUGUCUAUAGUAAAUGUAUUAAAUAUUAUAAAUUGUAGGAUGCCCAAGUAGACUGUAGGUCUUUGUGUGAUACGCAAAAACUCUUGAGAAGCUUUAAAUUCAAUCUGUACGACCUGUUGCACAUUCAAAUACAAAUCAAUAAAAUUCUUUAUUUUAUUCAA
Messenger RNA from Osmerus eperlanus (European smelt), 3522 nucleotides. It is a transcript of the gene mavs, whose product is annotated as mitochondrial antiviral signaling protein. The transcript is spliced from 6 exons. Lineage: Eukaryota; Metazoa; Chordata; Actinopteri; Osmeriformes; Osmeridae. Bases 230 to 2551 code for a protein of 773 amino acids. The record is from RefSeq and is a predicted model, not a curated record.